Molecule: messenger RNA, 5215 nt
Organism: Candoia aspera
Lineage: Eukaryota; Metazoa; Chordata; Lepidosauria; Squamata; Candoiidae
Gene: RPGRIP1L
Product: RPGRIP1 like
Exons: 27
Coding region: 161-3913 (1250 amino acids)
Biological process (GO): retinal rod cell development; non-motile cilium assembly
Cellular component (GO): photoreceptor connecting cilium
Molecular function (GO): thromboxane A2 receptor binding
Source: RefSeq, a predicted model, not a curated record
GAGGAGGGUGGCAGUGAGGAGGCGAUGCAGACCAGGCCGGCGGAAAGAGAUGGGCUACAGCCUAUGUGUAUCAGGAUUUUGAGGGAAUACAACAUCUUAUAGUCAAACCCAUCAGGUUGGAGAAGGAAAUUAGUAGCGCUGUGUCAUUCACAGUUCAACCAUGUCUGCUGCAGCUGAUGAGACAUCGGAAGAUCUCCCAGUGAGAGAUGUAGGUCUAAACCUCGGAGGACACUCAGAACCAUCAGCUGCCCAAAAUGUUAAAUUUCGGCAAGUUGUUUCACGAAUUAACCGAGAGGAACUGGAAGAUCGAUAUCUUCGCUUGCACGAGGAGAACAUCUUACUAAAACAGCAUGCCCAUAAGCAAGAGGAUAAAAUUAAAAGAAUGGCCACCAAGUUAAUACGGCUUGUUAAUGACAAGAAAAAGGCAGAGCAGGUCAGUGGCGGCCUCAAGCGGCUGGGUCAGGAUGUCGAGAUGGAGGAAGUGAUUGAGCAACUGCAGGAGAAAGUUCGGGACCUAGAGAAGCAGAAUGAAAUUAUACGCAAUAGGCUUAUUUCUACCAAACAGCAACUUCAGCUUCAAGGGCAUAGACACACGCCCUACAAUUACGUCCAGGCACGCAUUAACACAGGACUCAAGAAGGUGACCGAAGGUGUUAGAGUCCAAGAGCCCACCAAGAAAGGGAUGAGGUUGCAGAACAUUGAUGAGUUGCCUCCCAAGUACGGACACAGUUUACUUGAAGAAGCAAGAGCAGAGAUAAAAGACUUAGAGAAUGAGCUUGAAUCACAGCGGACACAAAAUCAAGAGUUGGUAUUUACAGUAGAAAUGCUAAGAAGUGAAAAAAGGAAGAAAGAAGAAGAGUUUGAAGUAACUCUCCUUCAGUUGAAAGAGCAGCAAGCAACAGGCCAACGGCUAAGCAUUCGAGACAAUGUAGAAAUGAUCAAGCUUCACAAACAGCUGAUAGAGAAAAGCAGUGAAUUUGCAGCAUUGGAAGAAAAGUUACUUCAGCUUCAGGAGAACCAAAACAACCUCAAAACAAGCCACGAUGCACUAAUGGCCAAGGGAGAAGAACUUAAUUCGCAACUUAAAGAAGAACGUUCGAAGUGCCUCCAUCUUAAGAGAGAAUUACAAGCCACCACAUUUUCAAGACGACGAUUAGAAGAGCUGCAAGACAGAAUUAAUGAUUUGGAAAAAGAAAGAGACCUUUUGAAGGAAAACUAUGAUAAAUUAUAUAACAGUGCCUUCGGCGUGACCCACGACCCGCAGUGGAAGCUGAAGGAGCAGCAGCUGAAGCGGCAGAUCGGUCAGCUCGAGGCAGCUUUAAAGUCAGAUUUAGCCGAAAAGAACAAUAUCCUGGACAGAAUAAAAGUGGAACGAGACCAAAAUGAAAAGCUGGCCCAGGAGAAUCAAGAGCUACGAAUGCGCUGUCUAGAGCAGAAGCAACAGCUGGAAGAGCUGAAGGACCGCCUGAAUUUUUUCACCAAGGAGAGCAAUGUUGAUGUGGCCGAACUCAAUGAGGCCCUCAUGCUCCUAAAGGUUCACAGACAGAAAGCAAAUGGAGACCUUGUGUUUUUGGAGAAAGUAGAAGAUGACGUCCAGAAGGAUUUAGAGCGUUCCCUGCGUGAUCUUCAGGCAGUUCAUGCAGAAACUGUUCAAGAACUUGAAAAGACACGCAAUAUGUUAAUUGUGCAGCAUAAAAUUAACAAAGACUAUCAGGCAGAAGUGGAAUCUGUGACACAAAAGAUGGAGGCUUCACAGCAAGAUUACGAGUUAAAACUGGAACAAUAUGUCCACCUUCUUGAUGUUAGAGCUGCACGUAUCCGAAAAUUGGAAGCCCAGCUGAAGGACAUUGCUUAUGGUACCAAACAGUACAGAUUUCGACCAGAAAUUGUAGCAGAUGAUCCUGUGGAUGAGUUUGAUGAAACUGCUCAUUUAGAAAGAGGGGAGAACUUGUUUGAGAUUCACAUCAGCAGAGUUGUAUUUUCUGCAGAAGCUACCAAAUCCUUUGGUGAUCAAGAGCCUGCCACAUUCUGUACCUAUGCAUUUUAUGAUUUUGAACUACAGACAACUCCAGUUGUUCAAGGCCUCAGCCCAGCCUAUAAUUUCACUUCUCAGUAUCUUGUAAGGGUAGAUGAUUUCUUCUUGCAAUAUGUGCAGAAAAGUGCCACCACCCUGGAAAUCCACCUUGCCUGUGGCAUAGACUUCGAAACAGCAGGUGCUUGCCAGCUAAGAUUCCAUGAAAUCCUGGAAAAAAAUGGUAGAAUCUGCAGUUCUGCCAUCUUAAUUGGCGUUGGAAGUGAAAUCCAAAAUUAUGGCACUGUGGAAUAUUGGGUCAGGUUAAGAGUUCCCAUGGACCAAGCAAUCAGACUGUACAAAGAACGGGCAAAAGCCCUUGGCUAUAUUGCAGCAAAUCUAAAGGAUCAGGCAAUACUCAGUCCUUUCCAAGGCAGCACUUCCGUAGAUGGAAACUUAAAUGAGCUCCACAUUACAGUGAAGAGCUGUAACGAUUUGCCAGGCCGAAAGAGCAAUCUUCAGCCAAAUCCUUACGUGGUCUACAAGUUCUUUGACUUUGCGGAUCACGAUACCGCCAUCAUUCCCAGCAGCAAUCACCCCCAGUUUGACGAUCACGUGGGUUUCCCAGUGCCAAUGAAUGCUGAUCUGGACCUCUAUCUAAAAUCUGAAUUUCUCAAUAUAUAUGUUUUUGAUGACGGUGAAACAGAAGAUGGGGUUUACAUAGGAAAAGCAAAUGUGCCUUUAAUUUCAUUAGCCCAUAGCAAAUGCAUUUCAGGGACCUUUGAAUUAACAGAUUAUGAAGGUUGUCCCGCUGGGACAGUUAAUGUUGAACUGAAAUGGAAGCUGACUUAUCUUCAGCCAGCCGGUUCAAUUGUAGCAGCAAACCUCACAGAUUACAUCCAGAAUGAGAAACCAGUGAAGGGGCAAGGGGAAGGUCCACUGCUGGCUCCAUCUUUCUCAUCAUCAAUAAUGAGGCCACAGCCUAAGCCAAGGCAGCGCUCAGCUGCAGCGGACAAGAAAGUAUCCUUUGUAGAUAUGGACCCAUUGCCAAAUCCAAGUCCCAUUCCUGAAAAAGAAGAUAAAAAGACUUUGCAGAAAGCUAAAGAUGAAAAGCCUGUACUUUUAAAUCUUCCACAGCCUGUACCGGAAACACGUGCUGACAGCAGAAUAAGCCAACCUGCAACUGAGAUUCCACAAGAACGGGAGGACCUCUCUCAGCUCUCCGAAGGUCAGCUUGCUGACCAGAGUUCAGCUACUUCAGGAGAUGACACUGAAAUUGAGGAAGAGGAAGCAGAAGAACAAGAUGACAAACAGGCAGCUGCUGAAUCAAUCACAGAUAGCGAUGACUGUGUGGUUCCAAGUUCAGCAUCCACAAGUCUUAAUCAGCCUGCGGAAAGAAUCCGGAUCGAAAUAGUGUCCCUCAGCCUCACAGACUCCCAGAUUUUGAUCGAUAACACGAUACAGCGGCUUUUCGUAGAGUCCAAGUUCUCCAGUUUCAAAACAACUGAAACCCCUGUGGCGCUUCCAAAACCCAGAAGUGGGCAGUGGGUCUUCUAUAACUAUAGCCACGUAAUACAUGUGGAUCAGCCAAAGCACAAAGGAAGGUGGGAUUAUCUCGAGGCUGUAGUUCACGGAUCUGAGCCCAGACAUGGAAGCAUACGGUUUACAGUGGUAAGUGACCCUCCAGAGGAUCAGCAGGAUCUUGAGUGUGAAGAUAUUGGCUUUGCUUAUGUUAGCCUAAGCCAGAUAUUUCAGAAACGGCAAGACCUCAUCGACCAAGAUAUUGAUGUUUUCAAUUCACAAGACGGCGGAGCAGUGAUUGGGAAGCUCAGAGUGACAGUAGAAGCCUUGGCUGCUCUGCGCUCCGUCUGGAAGAAACCUGGAAAUGCCCAGGACACCUGAACACGGAGACCCUCCCGUGCCUUUUCCCUGCACGCCUGAUGGGAAGCAAGAGAGAUGCUGCCUUAUAUUUGAUGUAUCAUUUGUAUGUAAAGCCUGCUCAGUUUGCAGUUUAAAGUUUGUAUAUUUUUUCUCCUCAGUUUGGAUUUAUAUUUUUAUAUUUCUCUCCAUCUGUCCCCACCCCAAGGCUAUCAUCCCAGCCCAUGAUGGACAUCAGCUGUAAAUAAUUAAUGUCUAUAUGAUUGAAUGAUGGACCUUUUUGUUAACUGGAAAUAUAUAUAUGAUCAAAUAUAUAUUUUUUCAUGACUUUUGUCUAGCGUGUGUGUGUGCAAAAACAAUAUUCCGUAUACAAAAGUCAUGAAAAAUCAAAUAAUUAUAUAAUGAUAAUGAUGUUAAUAAUAAUAAUACACUUAAGCCUUAGAAAACUGAUUAAAAAUACCUUUAUGCUAUCCCUAAUCACCCCACUAAAUGGAAUGCCUGCGAUUAGCCUCAUUAAGAAAUUUAUACUGCAAAGCUUUUAUUAGAAGCAAUAUAUGAAAAUUACUUGGAUAAAUGUGUUAAUCUGCCUCUUUAAAAUGCUAAUAUCCAUUUUAUGCACAUUAAGUCUCAGUAUGCGUUUUCUUUGAUGCAUGCCAUUUCUAUCAAUUAAAUACAAAGAAUGAGGCUAGUCCCCAGACUUAUUAAAUUAUUGCAAGCUUUUAGAAAAAGAAACACACAACUUUUGCCCUUCUGCUAACAGUUGAGAUUAUCAAAUUUGGAAGGGUGGGUGUCCCAUAAAUGGUAUAUGGGGGAGGGUAUCUUAAAGGAGUGGGUCAUCUGUAAGCAAAAGAGAUUUACAUAUAUCAACUAUGUAUUAAAGUGUUUUACACUUCAGGUUUAGCUACUCAUUCUCCUGGCUUUGUUCCCCCCCCCCAACCCCUGAUUUAAAUCAUAUUUAUAUAAUACAUGAUACAGCCUGGAAAUUCCAACUUUCCACCAAUAUUGAUGAAAGAUUUAGAUGUAAUUUGCAUGGGAUAGGUAAUAUUAAAAUAAUCACAGAACAAUAGAGUUGGAAGGAGCCAUUUAUACACUGAGCCCAAUCCUCUGCUCAGUUCCGUGAAAGAGUAGUAUAUUAUUUCCAGAAGCAAAUUAUUUCUAUAUAUGAGUGUGUUCGUGUGUGUGUGUGUUAUUUUCAAUUCUUUAAAUGGGAUUUUAUAGGCAAAGAGCUUCCCACUGUUUGCAAAACAGGCUAUAUUUCUUUUGUGAGCAUAUGUAAAGUAUUCAGAAAGAUAAGUAAUUUAUUAAAAUCUACCUAAUUUGCCAUGA